AUGUCUACAAUCGCCUCCCCUCGGGACCAUUCCACCUCCCGCCGCACGCCGACAUCCUCCAACCGCCCCUCUCUCGACAGCCAUCGCUCCAACGUGGGCUCGCCUGUCAUUACCCAAGGCCCGACCCAGCCGCCACCACAACCAGCGAAACGAGCCAAUCGAGCCGCAUUACGAGAAUACUACAAUCUCAGAUCCGCAUCUGGUCCUCCGAAGAUAGAGCUCCCCGAUUCCGAAGUGCCCGUCAGCGACAUCGAUGCACCCAACUUCGACGCCGACCGGUAUGUGCAAAAGGUCAUGGCCGAGAGCAGCCUCGCGGAGCUGCUGAGUCUCUAUGCGAGGGUUCUGGGCGAAGGGCGCGCAUUGGAUGCGGAGAAGAAGGCUCUCGUCUACGACAAUUACAGCAAACUAAUAUCUGCGACCGAGACGAUUCGUAAGAUGCGAUCGAGUAUGGAUCCAUUGAACCCCAUGGCGUCGACACUCGACCCUGCUAUUGCACAAAUAUACAGCCAGGCAUCUGCGUUCCGAGAUUCACUUAGAGAAUCCAUCCCUUCGCCAGAUUCCGAGGAGAUGAGGGCGCGGCGGACUGUGACGCGGCGGCGACGGACGGAGGAGCUCGCAGUCCAGUUAUUAGAGACCCCGGCGAGGAUACGGAGUUUGGUGAAGGAGGGUAAACUAGUGGAGGCGAGACGGCAGUGGCUGAUGCCUAGGAAGCUGCUGGUAUCUUGGAAAGAGCUGGGCGAGGGCGGGGAUGACGUGCAAGCCUGCAUCGAGGAAGGAGACGCGGCGUUGGAGUCCGCAGCCAAGUCAGAAACCACGAGGCCGUCCCCGGACGACAAUUAG
Molecule: messenger RNA, 840 nt
Organism: Clonostachys rhizophaga
Lineage: Eukaryota; Fungi; Ascomycota; Sordariomycetes; Hypocreales; Bionectriaceae
Source: the annotation of a GenBank genome assembly